Messenger RNA from Cheilinus undulatus (humphead wrasse), 7045 nucleotides. It is a transcript of the gene slc25a18, whose product is annotated as solute carrier family 25 member 18. The transcript is spliced from 10 exons. Gene Ontology annotation, molecular function: L-glutamate transmembrane transporter activity; L-aspartate transmembrane transporter activity. Bases 492 to 1475 code for a protein of 327 amino acids. The record is from RefSeq and is a predicted model, not a curated record. Gene Ontology annotation, biological process: malate-aspartate shuttle; aspartate transmembrane transport; L-glutamate transmembrane transport. NCBI's taxonomy places the organism in Eukaryota, Metazoa, Chordata, Actinopteri, Labriformes, Labridae.
GGCCGUGUCACACAUGGGAGUCACCACGAGAGGGAGGGACUUAGGCACCAGGACAAUGCUGGUGUUUGUGCAACUCGCUCUCGCUUGACUACCACUGCUGCCCGCAUUGUUGGAGUGAAAGCAAAGUGGACAGCUUGAUCCUGUCCGUGGGAUGCACCAACAGAGGUGGUGAAGGAGAGAUUUGGUUGCAGUGUGAGGUCCAUCAAAGCAGGAAGACAGAGAUCAAACAGUGGUGGAGUUGAGCACAAGUGAGGAAGAAGAAGGAGGAGAAGAAGGAGGAGGAGUGGGAAAGAGGAAGAAGCAGCAAGUGGAUUUCCUGGCAGCGUCGGCAGGUCAGAGUUGAGCUGCGGUGACAACUUUGAAGCUUGAGAGAGAAAAGGAAGAGGAAACGGAAGACGAAGAGAAGUAGGUGGAGAAGGAGGAGGACGAGGAGGUGGGGAGGAGGGGGAGAGGAGUAGUGGAGCUGGGCCUGGAGCCCAAACAGUCGCAGGAUGGCAGAGAAGAAGGUUAGCCUCCCUGCUAAGCUGAUUAAUGGGGGCGUGGCAGGCCUGGUUGGUGUGACAUGUGUGUUUCCUAUCGACCUGGCCAAGACACGCCUUCAGAACCAGCAGGGCGUCCAAGUCUACAAAGGAAUGCUGGACUGCCUGGCCAAGACGGUUCGCUCUGAGGGCUAUUUUGGAUGCUACAGAGGAGCUGCAGUCAACCUCACGCUCGUUACACCAGAGAAAGCCAUCAAGCUCGCUGCUAAUGACGUCUUCAGGCAGAAGCUCUCCAAGGACGGACAUUUGCCUCUGUGGGGGGAGGUGCUGGCAGGGUGCGGGGCUGGGACCUGUCAGGUGGUCGUUACCACUCCCAUGGAGAUGCUGAAGAUCCAGCUGCAGGACGCUGGACGGCUCGCUGCUCAGAGGCCGGUUCGGACUCCAGCUCAGGCUGCUGCUCCUGGUCCAGCUCCAUCAUUGGUGGCCCCUCCUCCUUCACAACGGAACCCUCCACCUCGGCCCUCGGCCACCGGCAUCACCGUGGAGCUGCUGAAGACUCGAGGACUGGCGGGUCUCUACAGGGGGGCUGGAGCCACCUUAAUGAGGGAUGUCCCCUUCUCCAUGAUAUACUUCCCCCUGUUUGCCAACCUCAACGCUCUGGGCCGGGAGAGUGCACCAGGUCAGGGAGACGUGCAGGCACAGGCGCCGUUCUGGCAGUCGUUUGUGGCGGGCUGCAGCGCGGGCUCAGUGGCAGCCGUGGCAGUGACACCACUGGAUGUCAUAAAGACUCGUCUGCAGACGUUACAAAAGGGGGAGGGAGAAGACACGUACAGGGGAAUUAUUGACUGCACACGGCGCAUCCUGACACGAGAGGGUCCAUCAGCAUUCCUGAAGGGUGCAACAUGUCGAGCUCUGGUCAUCGCUCCUCUCUUUGGCAUUGCACAGGGUGUCUACUUCCUCGGGGUCGGGGAGACGGUGCUUGGGUUGCUGGGAUAGCAGAGCUUGGCACUGGUGGCGGUGGUUUUGUUGUCUCUGCACAGAUAAUUUGCUGCUUUAAUCUGCAGCGGCUAGGUGACGACUGAGGAGGGGAAAUUCGGCCACAACCUGCUAACCAAAGGAGGAGGGACGGUGGGAGGUUUGAAGAGAGGCUCUUUGUACUAAUUCGUGGAUCGACGGAUUCACACUAAUCAUCUUCCUGUAGGUUUUUACAUGCUGUCAGCAGGGUCUAGAGGUUAAACAGGGUCCUGUUUAUGAGUGUGACUAAUCUACGGGUGUCUCGUCCCCGCAUGUUGCUGUAAUAUAUAUCCGGGAUUAUUCUGCCUGGUUAUUCUGAGGGAGCUGCUGCAUGUCUGAGGCUGCUGACUAAAAUGCCUACCAAUCUGACUGUUUACACGGUCGUGACGAAGAGCUCUGCACCCUCCGACGUAAGUCACAAUUCCCCUUCAAUCAUUAUCACGAGCAGAUAUUGUAGAAUCCAUGUCAGAGUCCAAUCUUGGUAUUUGGCUCGUCUCCAAUCAUUUGAACGUAUUUCUCUGCGAAAGCAUCUCAAUCUCCUUCUGCCUAUCCUGUUAUGCAUUCCUCCCACUCCAUCCGUGAGCUCUGAGUUGUAAUCUUGGAUGCCUUUGCUGGAUUGGGACGUGCUGCCUGCCAGAGUCGCUAAGGUCAUUAGUUAAUCUGAAGGUAAUGCUUUAAUCCUUGAAUAAGCAGUACAAUAUACCCUAACACACAGCUCACUUCCGGCCUAAAGGCCACAGGUUAGGCUGCUGUGGCCUCUGUCUCGGAGCCUUGCCUUUAGCCUGGUUUAUACUUCUGCGUUGAAUCUACGCCAUCAUGAGCGCUAAGUCCUCAAUGGUUCCUGUAGCUCUGUGAUACUAGAGAGAGGGUGAUUCCUAUCACAGUCCUACCCCAGGUCCUGCUUGCUUGUGAGAAGGAAACAUCACAUCUGAAGCUGAGAGAAUCAUGGAGUUGGAGCUGAAAAUACUGACCACUAGUUAAUUACACUGCAGUUAUCGCAAAGACAUAAAUAGAGACAUCACAGGAGAUGGGAUGUACAGCGGAUGAGUGAAGUGAAGCAGAAGAUGGGGAGAAUUUAUGUAAUCAUUCAGGAUUUCAGGAGGUAGAUUUGAGGAACUGGUUUGGUACCUGCAGCAAUUUAGGACCUGUGUCUAUAGAUGGAGUUUCUCACUAGCAGUGUGGCUGGGCAGCAAAAGUUGACCUCUAGGUAAUAAUACAGCAGAAGUCUGUUGCACUUCUGCUUCUCCAGAGGUGGAGGUCGGUGCUCUCAGAAAGGACCAGUAACACAUAAAAGGUAAUUCAGGGGAUUCUUUCUGACAGGAAAAUCCAAGGAAGAAAACACAGACCGUAUAAGUCAGCUAAGCUAUUUUUUUAACAGUCUUUCCUGGACUUUUUGUCUAAAAAAGCUUUUAAAACAUCCACCUUGUGGUGCACAGUCGAGCUGUAAACAUCCUUUUCUCAGGACAACCUUGGCUUUAAGAAUGUGUGUGCUGCAGUAAUGUCACUGGAAUAAAAAAAGUCUUCAGGAAUUAAAUGGAAAUUAAAAUGCAAAGAUUUUUUAGUUUUUAAAACACAGUAAACAAUAAUGACUAAGGCUUUUUUCAUGCAAACUUGUUCUCCCAUCUCUAAAGGACCAAAAAGAGAAAAAAAUAAUCCUUCUGGGAGAAAAAGUCUUCAGAGUAUUCAAAUUUUUACAGAAAAAUUCCCUGACCUUUUUUUUUCUUUUUUUUUUGCUGAUAUUGAGUCAUUCUUCAAAGCAGCUCCUGUCUGCAGAGACACUAAGGGCCACGUCUCAGGCUUACUGUCUUGCCAUUAUGAACUGUUCAGGCCGUCUACCCCAGGAUCUAAGAGUAGAAACAUGAGCAGUUUUCCAAAGUCUGACUCAACAAUGGAACAGCCUGCUACUGGCCUGUCAAAGUUCACUGUGGGAUAGCAUUAGCCGCUAGCAGCAUAAACAACCAAAAAAAUGGAUAGGAUGAUGUUCAAUAUUGGAGAUACUGGUGUGGAUUUAAUCUUUAAAGACCCCAGAAAGUCAACCAAGUUCCAGGCUCACUAGGAAAGACUCAGUAAGGGCUAUGAAGACGUGGAUAGCAUCAUUGGAAAGGCACAACAAAGGGCUUCUGGAGGGACGAAAAAUAAGUGGCUACUAUCAAUGGUUUUAAAGUUAUUUAACUCUUUGUAACCUGUCUGUUCUUGUUGAAUAAAUAAACCCUGGUCUCAGAGGGUUAAUAAGGGUUUUGACUCUGAUGGAGAUGCAGUGUGUGUCCAACCAUUAAUUCUACGUGCCUCAUUAAACGGCAUAUAGGGACUCCUGCUCCACUUUCUUUUUCUUUGGAUUUGCCUGUGAGAAAGGAUCCAUCAAAAUGUACUAUAUAAGUGGAAUUCUCCUCUGUUUAACCCCAAAGUCUUUUUUACACCCUGCGCUUAAUAUUUUUGUUUAAGUUAAAGAUAAGUUAACAAAGUUUCUAUCUGCAGUCUCCCCGCUUCUGGAUUUGGUUAGUCCGUAAGAAGGAAGUGGCCUCGACAAGCAAAGUGCUGUUUCAAAGAGUUUACUUUUCCAGCUCAGGGUGCUGUGAGUAACCUUGAAAAGCCGAUGGGCUGUCUAGAUUCCAUGUUUGUCCUCAGGCCGAUCCAUCUUGCAAAGCUUCAAGCGGAUACGUUUGUUCCCAGUCAGAGAAUUACCGGACCAAUCAGGGUCAUUUGAGGAGAAAGGGGUGGCAGCGAUGGGCGUGGUUUAGUUGAAGUGACUGUAAGUCAUAAAACAGUGGAUGCAGCUGUAGCAGCAGUCUGAUCAGAACUGGACAACAUUUCUUUAUUAAAAGAAGAGCAAAGAACCACACUGAAAGUUUUUUUCCUGGUGGAAUAGCUGUAUUUGUUCUUCUGCUGACUCCUUCUCCUUCAGAAAGUUCACCAACUGACUCCACUGACAGUGAAGAAUAAUGAUAGCUGUGCUAUUAAAUUUACUCCUCUGCAGCAGGGCUCACCUUCUAUGUCAUAUGUUUGUUGCUCUGAUUGAAUGUGACAAUCACAGUCCAGUCCUAUAAUUCGUUCUUGAACAGUCCUGUCUUUCCAAGCACCGUCUAUGAGCUGUUACCCUGAGGGAUAUGAAAUAUGACACGUGAAACAGUCGAUCUGUUUCAAUAAUGCAGAGGUUUUCUGUGCUCAGGACACACGCUACACCUGCAGAUGUCAGUCAAAGACUUGCAGACCACCGAUACCACUUAGCGGACCAAUCACAGGGCUUGUUGUUGGCUGUGCUGUUUCGAUGCAUAGAUGCGUUUUUGAGGAGGUACACACUGGCUGUGUGUCUGCAAAGCUUCCAGGUAACAUGAUCUUAAAGCAUGAGUUUAAUGCAGAAGUAUAAACCAGGCUCAAUCAGCCUCUUCUCCACAGAACAAAACCCAGUAAAGCUCAUUUCCUCUUUUAUUUUGCUACAUAAAAACGCUUCAAAUGACGUGCGCACAACAACUAAAAAAUGCAAUUAAAGCCUUACUAUUGCUGAUAGUUUCUAAAGGAUCAAAACUGUGGGUUUAAGGGGAAUUCCUGGAAUUGCUGGGGUUAAACAAAGAUUUGGUUCUUAAGUCCAAUUCAGCGAGGACAAUUAUUAAGACCCAUGGAGGGAAUAUGGCAGCUUGUCUUGCCAACUUUUUGCCAUUUCUUAAGUCCACUGGGUGGCACUAAAAGUUUUUUUUACAUUUACAUUUUUAACGCAAGACACAUUUUGGCUAGUGGCUAGUGUAUCUAGGCUACUACAUUUUCCUCAUUGUAGAGAGAACAUAGCCUAAAGUAAACUGUUUGUUUACAAGCUGUAAAUAAAGAUAUCUCAUACAUGUGGAUUUGUCUGUGUCAUACAUGUUUAUUUCUUUGGUUUUUGUCUUUUAAGUGCUUCAGAAAAACAGAGAAUAUCCCUUUAAAGAUCAAGCAUGCACCCACACACGCAACUGUUACAAAAAUGUACAAAAUAAUUGACCUCAUUAUAGAAUUCAGUUCACAAAGAUAUAGGAAGUUUAAUGCAUUGAAAUGUGUAUCUUUGGUGACCUAAAUGAUUAGCUCUGAUUUUUUUAAUCAAGCAUGAAACAGACCAUUUUUCCCCUGCAGCCAUGUUCCUGUGACACCUGCUUAGAGUGGGAAAUUUAAAUGUUGUUAGCAUGUCUUGUAUUCGAGGCCUUUUGUCCUGUAAGUGUUAAUAUUUUCACACCUGUUUUUUUAUCGUCUCCUGAUUGAAAAGUGACCACAAGGAAAAGCGGUCCUGACAAUCAAGAGAGGUACUAGACCACUGUCCACAUUUAAAAAAAUAUGUUUAUUAACCUUUGAGCAACCAUCAGACGGAGGCAAAGGUUCAGCUGAUUCCUUGUAAAAUAUACCUAACAAUCUAGUGCCUGGGUGCCAGCUUAGCUCCGUGGGUAGAGCACGGAGCAUGCUGGUCACAGGAUCGAUUCCCAGUCUCUGCGCUGUUUGGUGCAUGGGUUUGCCCCACUCUCUCUCCCCAUGUUUCCUGCCUCUCUUCAGCUGUCCUGUCUGAAUAAAUGCAAAAAAAAUACAGCUAAUAUUUUGCAGGCUGUUUCUGCUGGUCUCUUCCUGUGCAAUUUCAUUUAAGUUCAACUACAUCAACAAUGUUUCGCUGUAGCUAUGCAGCUCUUUUAGUUCCACCUGUUUUUACUAUGUUGACUUUGCACUCCUGCUAGCUAUAAUAAUGCUAGUUGAGCUCUAAGUCUCCGUUGACAGUUGUGAAGCAGACCCACAGCCCCACAGACGCUCUGUCCUCCUCUACAACUCACUAACUGUCUUCAAAGAAGGAGUCUUUUCAAUCUAACCAGCUCUCCAUAAGCUUGAUAUAUGUAAUAGCAUGCCACUAUAUUCUUUGAAUGUACAAUUAUGAGAUAAUUAGAGGGAAAAACUGUUAAAAAGUGGCACUGUGCCAGUCUGGCCUGCAUCACAGUGAAUCUCGGCAGCAGUACACUGUGAACAGAGGCCAAUCUUCAGUGGCAUCAGGCCUUGUGCAGUGGGUGAUGCUGACAGCUGCACUUAAAGUAAUGACAGGUCGUGCCUCAGCAAGAUAUUGAUACUGUUAUCUAAGAUUAAGUCAACUUUUUUUUAAAGAUUUAUUUGGGCCUUUUCAUGCCUUUAUUUGAUAAAGGAAGGACAGUGGAUAGACUCAGAAACAGGGAAGAGAGUGGGGAGGGACAUGCGGCAAAGGGCCACAGGCCGGAUUCGAACCUGGGCCGCCCGCGUACAUGGGUAGCACCUUAAAUCACUCGGCCAUCUGUGCUCCCUAGAUGAAGUCAACUUUAAAAUUAAAUUCAAAGUUUUAAAAGUGAAUCUUAAUCCCCAUCUUUCAGGAUACGUUUGAUAAUCGGGGAUACUGCAGAAAAGGCUCAGAUCAAUAAAGGAUAUAAACCAGUCAUACUCAACGCGUAGCUCUAAAGGUACAUGUGGCUCUUUUAUAUCUUAAUUUGAAAUAUUAUUCCCCCAGAAAACCUUUAUAAAGGGAACCUAUGACCUCAGAAAUUAUCCAUUGCAAGUCACAUUAAUCAGUUUGAAUCCACACAUAA